AUGCUGGCGCUGGGGCAGAUGGACGGCGCGCCCCGGCAGGGCGCCUUCCUGCUGGGCAGCCCGCCGCUGGCCGCCCUGCACAGCAUGGCCGAGAUGAAGGCGCCGCUGUACCCCGCGUACCCCCUGCCCGCCGGGCCCGCCUCCUCCUCCUCCGCCUCCGCCUCGCCCGCCUCCGCGUCGCCUUCUCCGCCGCUCGGCUCCCCCGGCCUCAAGGCGCCGGCCGCCUCCGCCGCCGCCGCGGGCGGGCUCUCGGCGCUGGGCACGGCCCCGCCGCAGCUCUCGGCAGCCACCCCGCACGGCAUCAACGACAUCCUCAGCCGGCCCUCCAUGCCCCUGCCGGGCGCCGCGCUCGCCUCCGCCUCGCCCUCCGCUUCCUCGGCGGCGCCCGCCGGGCUGCUGGCCGGGCUGCCCCGCUUCGGCAGCCUCAGCCCCCCGCCGCCGCCGCCGCCCGCCCUCUACUUCAGCCCUGGGGCCGCCGCCGCCGCCGCCGCCGUGGCCGCCGGGCGCUACCCGAAGCCUCUGGCCGAGCUGCCCGGCCGGACGCCGAUCUUCUGGCCGGGGGUGAUGCAGAGCCCGCCCUGGAGGGACGCCCGCCUCGCCUGCGCCCCCCAUCAAGGCUCAAUUUUGCUGGAUAAGGACGGAAAGAGAAAACAUACAAGACCCACUUUUUCUGGCCAGCAGAUUUUCGCUCUGGAAAAGACUUUCGAACAAACGAAAUACCUGGCGGGCCCGGAGCGAGCCCGGCUGGCCUAUUCCCUGGGGAUGACGGAGAGCCAAGUCAAGGUCUGGUUCCAGAACCGACGGACCAAGUGGCGGAAGAAGCACGCGGCGGAGAUGGCGACGGCAAAGAAGAAGCAGGACUCGGAGACGGAGCGGCUGAAGGGCGCCUCGGAGAACGAGGAGGAGGACGACGACUACAACAAGCCCCUGGAUCCCAACUCGGACGACGAGAAGAUAACGCAGCUCCUGAAGAAACACAAGCCGGGGGGCGGCGGGCUGCUGCUGCACGCCCCGGAGGGAGAGGCCUCCGUCUAG
Cinclus cinclus is the source of this 1035-nucleotide messenger RNA. It is a transcript of the gene NKX6-1, whose product is annotated as NK6 homeobox 1. Gene Ontology annotation, biological process: regulation of transcription by RNA polymerase II; cell differentiation. Bases 1 to 1035 code for a protein of 344 amino acids. Lineage: Eukaryota; Metazoa; Chordata; Aves; Passeriformes; Cinclidae. The record is from RefSeq and is a predicted model, not a curated record. Gene Ontology annotation, cellular component: nucleus. The transcript has 3 exons. Gene Ontology annotation, molecular function: RNA polymerase II cis-regulatory region sequence-specific DNA binding; DNA-binding transcription factor activity, RNA polymerase II-specific.